Molecule: messenger RNA, 1324 nt
Organism: Paramecium sonneborni
Lineage: Eukaryota; Ciliophora; Oligohymenophorea; Peniculida; Parameciidae
Source: the annotation of a GenBank genome assembly
AUGCUUUUACCUUUCAUUUCUUAAUUGUUUUUAGAUGUCAUCUUAAGACUUCUAGGAAUACUCUAUCACUUUCUGGAAUAUUAAAUUAAUCUUCAAUUCCAAUCAUUUCGCCUCCCCCUUUAAAAGAUGUAUAAGAAAGAAUUAAAUUCACCCUCAUAUUAGGAACACCAAGAUCGAAAUCAUCUGUAGGUUUAAUCAUUGGAUCUCACCAAAGGAAAAUUUCCCAAUGAUAAUCAAUUAAUACCCUCAGAAAAGUAAAAAAAAGAAAUGGUAAUUUGUUCAUCUGUAAAUAAAGCUUAUUAUAGUUUUAAUAUUAAUCCAGACCUUGAUAAAUGUAAUAACUUUGUAUUUAUGAAUGAUAGUAACUACCCUGACCAGAUAAAAAAUUCGAUAGUUUAGUAAGUUCAAAUCUAACAGUCACUAAAGAUUGUUUUAGAGAUGAUUAGUACAGAUACAGAGAAAAUGUUUCUGCAAUUUAAUUGAUACAUCUAGAGUCAAUUAAUAUACGUUUAAUAAAGCAAAUGGAAAAUUUAUAUAUGAUGUUGUUGUGUUGAAGAUUUAAGCACUGCUAAUGGAUACUCAGAUAAACUAAAUAUAGAAGCUUGUCUUGUUCAAAAUGAUAUUUGUAAUAAUAAAACUUGCUUAUAAUAUGAUUUAACUGGAUAUACUAAUAUUAAAGACAAUGAUAAAUUUUCCUAUUCUAUUAAAGUAUGUUCAUAUGAUGUGUAUACAGUCUUAAAAAAUGAAAUUUGUUAAAGCAACUACUAAAGAACAAUUUAUUAAUAGUUUUUUACAAUUUGGAAUUGAUUAAUAUACAUGUUAAAAAAAAAACUGUGUUGUAUUUUGUCAAUAUUAUUCAGUUAAUAAGUAAUGUCUCUCAGUAACAAGAAAUAAAUUAAGUAGUAUGACUAUUUAUGAUCUUACUUUUAAUUGGGCAGCUUAUAUACAGAUAAGUUUUAAAUGUUAAUUCUAAGAUAAUUAAUGCUAAUCUUUUUCAGUUGUUACAUUAUGGGAAGAUUUAUAAAAUUCAUUAGGCUAUACUAAUUCCCUUCUCUAAUAUAGCAUGCAUAUGGAAUACAAAAAUUAAAAUUAGUAACUUGUCUCAAGAUCAAUUAAAAUCUGUUCACAACCUGAUUUGAAUAAAAUAGGAGGUAAUUUUAAUACUUUAUGAUAAAUGUGCAUUUAUUUAGAUAGUUAUUGCACUUAUAAUUAUGAAAAUGUUGAUAUAUAGAGAUAAAUAAUUUCUAUUAGAACCAAAGUGAAAUAUUGUAAAUUUGAUUCAUUUUUAGGUUUUAUUGAUAUAACUUCAGCUUAGACUGCUUGA